AUGGCGAAGUCGGUGCGGGACCGCCUGCUGGACGCCCUGGAGGACCUGGAGGAGGAGCAGCUGAAGCGCUUCAAGCGCAAGCUGAACGAGACCCCGCUGCGGGCGGGCUUCGACCACAUCCCCCGGGGGCGGCUGCAGAAGGCCGACCCGCUGGACCUCAGCGACCUGCUGGUCAGCUACUACACCGACCUCUACGCCGUGCAGGUGGCCGCCCAGGUGCUGGAAGCCGUCAACCUCAGGCGCGAGGCCGAGAGGCUCCUGUCCGUCGCCGGGAUCGGUAAGGGGAGCGGGAUCCGGCACCCCCGUGCAAUCCUCCCAUGGCGCGAACCCAUCUCGGUGGGGUCACACUUCAUUGAAAGACACCGGGCAGAGCUGAUCCAGAGGACUUCCACAGUCGAGGGGGUUCUGGAUCUGCUUCAUGGAAGAGUCCUGGAUGAUGAGCAGUACGAAAGAAUCUCUUCGCGGGAGACCAACCCAGAUAAAAUGCGAGAGCUGUACAGGCUGGUGCCCAGCUGGGAUUGCUAUUGCAAGGACCAGCUGUACGAGGCACUGAAGGCCAAGAACAAGUUCCUCAUUCGGGAUCUUGAAGGGAAAUGAGGCC
Euleptes europaea (tarantolino) is the source of this 601-nucleotide messenger RNA. RefSeq names its product apoptosis-associated speck-like protein containing a CARD. The transcript has 3 exons. Gene Ontology annotation, biological process: regulation of apoptotic process; inflammatory response; innate immune response. NCBI's taxonomy places the organism in Eukaryota, Metazoa, Chordata, Lepidosauria, Squamata, Sphaerodactylidae. The coding region runs from base 1 to 597 and encodes 198 amino acids. The record is from RefSeq and is a predicted model, not a curated record.